AUGGAGGCGUUUCCAAGCUCCAUAUGUCGAGCUUGCCGAUUGCGGUUGCUCAAACCCUCGCAAAACCGGGCAUUCAGCACAUCGCCAGCUCACAUGUACAUCCCUCCUGAGUCACCUGUUUUCGUCGAUGUCCCGGAGCCCCUUCAAUCGUUGCGCGACCGACCGGCCCCGGCCAAAGGUGUUCUCCCUGUCCCCCGGGAGCUUUUUCCCGCUCGCCGCCCGGACAAGCCAGGCAAGGAGUAUUUGGCGAACGUGACGCGCGACCCUCUACCUAAAAACGUUCUGCCACCGGAAAAACUCACAGAAAUUGGGAAAUAUAAACGCCGAAUGGCCGACCUGCGGAAAUCAUACCUCCGUGACGGCCUGAAAGAGCUCUAUAGUCGAAAGAGAUCCGUCGACAGCCAACUCGCACACAACAGUGCCCUUAGGCGACAGGAGACCGCCCGGCUCGCCGCUCAGCCAGAGCGAGAAGACGAACGAUUGACAAAGAUUUCAGUCCCUUCAGCGAUGCAACCACAAAAGCCGCUGCAGCUGUCUCCGGAAGAAGAACUCGCGAUUUACAAUACCCGCAAGGCGGCACACGAGGCUCGACUGGCAGCGAAGCACGAGGACCGUCUGGACAAGCUGCACACUCUCUACAUGAAUGCUCGCAGCUUCAUCACCACCAAAGAUCAACUCGCGGCGGCGCUUGACGCGACUUUUACAACUACCAGGAGUAUUUGGCGGACCGGCAAGCCAGACACCGUGGAAGAAAUGAUUAGGCGUGGCCGGGACAGAACUGCAGACCAGGGCCGUGGUGGUCUGAUGCUCGCGUCCGAUGUAAACGAGCGGGCCCUGCGUGAUCAGGAACGUAUGCAGAAGAUCGCCGAGAAGUUGAGCGGUGGCAAGAUUUGA
This is a messenger RNA of Capronia epimyces CBS 606.96, 894 nucleotides long. RefSeq lists its product as uncharacterized. Bases 1 to 894 code for a protein of 297 amino acids. The record is from RefSeq and is a predicted model, not a curated record. The transcript has a single exon. Lineage: Eukaryota; Fungi; Ascomycota; Eurotiomycetes; Chaetothyriales; Herpotrichiellaceae.